Molecule: messenger RNA, 2274 nt
Organism: Budorcas taxicolor (takin)
Lineage: Eukaryota; Metazoa; Chordata; Mammalia; Artiodactyla; Bovidae
Gene: TRPV6
Product: transient receptor potential cation channel subfamily V member 6
Exons: 15
Coding region: 109-2274 (721 amino acids)
Biological process (GO): calcium ion import across plasma membrane
Cellular component (GO): membrane
Molecular function (GO): protein binding; calcium channel activity
Source: RefSeq, a predicted model, not a curated record
CGGGAAGAGGGCGGGCCGGCCCUCGGGGCUGCCCAUGUGGCCCCCAGGCUGAGUCCAGGUGGGGUCUGGCCUCGGCCCCAGCCCCUCAGGGAGCUGGCCCCCUGCUCCAUGGGGUUGCCCCUGCCCAAGGAGAAGGGGCACAUUCUCUGCCUGUGGAGGAAGCUCUGCAGAUGGUUCCAGAGGCAGGAGCCAUGGGCCCAGAGGCGGGAUGAGCAGAACCUGCUGCAGCAGAAGAGGAUCUGGGAGUCUCCACUCUUGCUAGCCGCCAAAGAGAACAACAUCCAGGCUCUGAGCAAGCUGCUCAAGUAUGAGGCCUGUGAUGUCCACCAGAAAGGAGCCGUGGGGGAGACAGCACUGCAUGUGGCCGCCCUCUAUGACAACCUGGAGGCCGCCAUGGUGCUGAUGGAGGCUGCCCCGGAGCUGGUCAAGGAGCCCAUGACAUCUGAGCUGUAUGAAGGUCAGACGGCCCUGCACAUAGCGGUCAUGAACCAGAACGUGAACCUGGUGAAAGCCCUGCUCGCCCACGGGGCCAGCGUCUCUGCGAGGGCCACAGGCUCCGCCUUCCGCCUCUCUCCUCACAACCUCAUCUACUUUGGGGAGCACCCUCUGUCCUUUGCCGCCUGCAUGGGCAGCGAGGAGAUUGUGAGGCUGCUCAUUGAGCACGGCGCUGACAUCCGGGCCCAGGACUCCCUGGGAAACACAGUGUUGCACAUCCUCGUCCUCCAGCCCAACAAAACCUUUGCCUGCCAGAUGUACAACCUGCUGCUGUCCUACGACAGGCGAGGGGACCACCUGCAGUCCCUGGACCUCAUGCUCAAUCACCAGGGCCUCACCCCCUUCAAGCUGGCCGGAGUGGAGGGCAACACUGUGAUGUUCCAGAACCUGAUGCAGAAGCAGAAGUACAUCCAGUGGACGUGUGGACCGCUGACCUCCACUCUCUACGACCUCACAGAAAUCGACUCCUCGGGGGAGGAGCUAUCCCUACUGGAACUUAUCGUCACCUCCAAGAAGAGGGAGGCUCGCCAGAUCCUAGACCAGACGCCAGUGAAGGAGCUGGUGACCCUCAAGUGGAAGAGAUACGGGCGGCCGUACUUCUGUGUGCUGGCAGCCACGUACCUGCUGUACAUCGUCUGCUUCACCGUGUGCUGUGUGUACCGCCCCCUCAAGCCCAGGACAGACAAUGAAACUGACCCCCGGGACAGCACCCUCUACCAGCAGAAGCCACUUCAGGAGGCCUAUGUGACCCGCCAGGACCACCUCCGACUGGUGGGGGAGCUGGUGAGCGUCUGUGGAGCCAUCAUCAUCCUGUUCAUAGAGAUUACAGACAUCUUCCGAGUGGGGGUCAGUCGCUCCUUUGGACAGACCAUCCUUGGAGGACCAUUCCACAUCCUCUUCAUCACCUAUUCCUGCAUGGUGCUGGUGACUAUGGUGAUGCGGCUCACCAACACCAAUGGGGAGGUGGUACCCAUGUCCUUCGCCCUGGUGCUGGGCUGGUGCAGCGUCAUGUACUUUGCGCGAGGAUUCCAGAUGCUGGGCCCCUUCACCAUCAUGAUCCAGAAGAUGAUUUUUGGCGAUCUGAUGAGAUUCUGCUGGCUGAUGGCUGUGGUCAUCCUGGGCUUUGCCUCGGCCUUCUUUAUCAUCUUCCAGACAGAGGACCCCAAUGAGCUGGGCCACUUCUUCAAUUACCCCAUGGCGCUGUUCAGCACCUUUGAGCUGUUCCUCACCAUCAUCGACGGCCCCGCCAACUACGACGUGGAUCUGCCCUUCAUGUACAGCAUCACCUACGCUGCCUUCGCCAUCAUCGCUGCUUUGCUCAUGCUCAACCUCCUCAUCGCUAUGAUGGGAGACACUCACUGGCGUGUAGCCCACGAGCGGGAUGAGCUCUGGAGGGCGCAGGUUGUAGCCACCACUGUGAUGCUGGAGAAGAAGCUGCCGCGUUGCCUGUGGCCUCGCUCGGGGAUCUGCGGGCGCAAGUUCGGGCUGGGGGACCGCUGGUUCCUGCGGGUGGAAGAGAAACAGGACAUCAACCAGCAGCGUGUCCGGCGCUACGCCCAGGCCUUCUGCCACCCAGGCUCGGAGGGCAACAGGGAAAGACUGUGGCCGGGCAGCCCCUUCGGCGCCCGCCUGUCGCUUCCUACCCCCUCAGUGUCUCGAAGUACCUCCUGCAGCAGCAUCAACUGGGAGAGGCUGCGGCAAGGGACCCUGAAGAGAGAGCUGAGGGGGGUGGUCAACAAGGCUCUGGAGGACGAGGAGGGCUGGGAGUACCAGAUCUGA